AUGGCGUAUCUCAGAUUCUUACACGCACCACCACCACCGGCUCAGCUCACACUAGGGUUUCCUUCACCACCUCAGUUUCUCUCCAUUGCUCCACCUCUCAAACUCUCUCUAUCCUCUUCUAACUUCAGGUGCAAAGUUUUCAGGAGAUUGAAAGCUAAUCAAAGGCUGUUGACUGUUUUUGCAACAAACCCCAACUCUGUAGAUGGGAAAUCUCCCAUAGAAGGAUCAGAUGUAAAUGAAAUUAGCAAUGCUGCUCAGGGACCUCCUCUGCUUACUAUUUUGGCUGGAUUCUUUGUCCUCUUCGUCGUUUGUUGGAGCAUCUGGUCCAUUAUAACGUGGCUGAUAAGUUUGAUUGUUACUGCACCUGCUCCGAAAUAA
Messenger RNA from Sphenostylis stenocarpa, 378 nucleotides. The record is from the annotation of a GenBank genome assembly. Lineage: Eukaryota; Viridiplantae; Streptophyta; Magnoliopsida; Fabales; Fabaceae.